Molecule: messenger RNA, 1564 nt
Organism: Chenopodium quinoa (quinoa)
Lineage: Eukaryota; Viridiplantae; Streptophyta; Magnoliopsida; Caryophyllales; Amaranthaceae
Product: protein ENHANCED PSEUDOMONAS SUSCEPTIBILTY 1-like
Exons: 2
Coding region: 90-1484 (464 amino acids)
Source: RefSeq, a predicted model, not a curated record
UAUAACGGUGCGAAAGUAAUUAAUAAGCCUAACAAACCCAAACCCACCAAAAACAAGUACAACACUUGAACAAUUUGUUCUCAGCUUCUAUGGCUGGAAUAAUACUCAUCUCAGAAAGCUUCAUCAAACCAAAAUAUGAAGUUAAAGCUUCAAAACUUCCUUACCAUUUAUCACCUAUUGAGAUUGCCAUGUUAUCCAUUGAUCCCAUACAAAAAGGUCUCCUUUUUACCCUUAAUAAUAAUACACCAUCUAAAGAUCGAACCAAAGUAGUCUCUUGCUUGCUAGAGAAGCUCAAACAUUCACUCUCUAUCGCCCUCGUUCAUUUCUAUUUAUUAGCGGGUCGUCUUGCUACGCGAAAGUUCCCUGACGAGCACGCUUGUUCGAUAUACGUUGAUUGCAACAAAGGCCCCGGAGCAAGGCUCAUCCAUGCAACCACCCAUUUGAAAGACGUUAAGGUUUCUGAUAUUAUAUCUUCAACUGAUGUAAACAAAAUUGUUCAUUCUUUCUUUGAACUCGGCGAAAAAAUAGUUAAUCAUGAUGGGCAUACGAGGGCUUUGUUAUCGAUCCAAGUCACAGAACUCCUAGAUGGUGUGUUUAUAGGGUUUACUAUGAACCAUAGUGUAGUUGAUGGUACAUCUUUUACCCAUUUUGUUAGCAUGUUGGCAGAAAUUUUUAGAUCCGAUGGUCAUGCCACAAAAAUAUCUCGUGUUCCCAUAUUUAAUAAUAAGCCUUGGAUAAAUAAUUAUGUUAAUCCGAAUGACGCGCUCAAGCUACCGUAUCUAGAGCCGGAGGAGUUCAUGGAACACGGGUAUGAACCCGGUCCAUUAAGGGAGCGAAUCUUUCACUUCUCAUCUGCAUCAUUGAUAGCACUCAAGGCAAAAGCUAACCAGGAAUGUGAAACGCACACCAGCAUAUCCACAUUUCAAGCCUUAAGUGCUCUUGUGUGGAGAUCCAUUACCCGAGCACGAAAUUUGUCAUCGAAUCAAUCAAUUAGUUGUUCCAUUUUAGUCAAUGGAAGAAAUAGACUGGAUCCACCUCUAUCAGAAGAAAACUUUGGAAAUAUAAUAUCAGUAGCCCAAUUUGUUUGUAGCGUGGAAGAACUAAUGGGCCAUGAUUUGGGUUGGGAUGUAGGGUAUAAUUUUCAAACUAUCGUGGCCCAUGAUGGAAAAGCAAUACUGGACCUUCAUAAAGUAUUUUCUGAUAACCCAAUAGUAUAUGGGCGCCAAGCAACGUCGGACUUUCAUGGGCCGAACAGAGUAAUUAUAGGUGGAUCAAUGAGAUUUGAUAUGUUUGGGCCUGAAUUUGGAUUGGGCCGGGCUGUUGCCGCUCGCAUGGGCUAUGUAAACAAAGAAGAUGGUAAGGUGACUGCAAACCCAGGAUGUGAAGGUGGUGGAAGUGUUGAUUUGGAAAUUUGCUUUAGACCUAAUUAUAUGGCUACUCUUGAAACUGAUUCAGAAUUCAUGAAUUAUGUGUCACUUGAUUGAGGAAGUAAUGGUUUGUAGUCAAAAUCCUUUAUUAUAGUUCAUUUUAACUCUUUUAAUUCAAUGAAAAUGCAAUUUGAAGU